AUGGCAACGAACUCGAGAAAUAGUAGUAGCUCUUCGUCAGGAGAUGAUUAUAAUUCUAUCAAUUCUAAUCGAACUUCUUCAUCUUCUAAAUCAUCUUUAUUUGAUGAUUUAGAAAUUAAACAACAUAUUGAUAUAUAUGGUACAUGUAAAGAAUGCCAAUCUCCUAAAACUAGUGCAGAAUGGUGUAGAAAAUGUAAUUCAAAAAAUUUUGGUACUUGGAGUAGUGGAAAUAAGGACAUUGAUAAUUUCAUUUCGACUGCUCAAUCGACCGCAAUUGGUUGUUCUCAAAUUCUAGAGUGGAUCCCUUGGGAAAGAUUCUCAAGAAUUAAACAUGUCGGGUUAGGACGUUUCGGUUCUACUUAUUCCGCUUUGUGGAUGGAUGGUUAUAUUACUCAUUGGGAUAGUAGAAGAGGAACUUGGGGGCGUUGUGAUUCUGGAACAAAAUUUGUUAUAAAGAUUAUCCAAAAUUCUUCAAUUAAUAUUUCUGAAUUUCUUAACGAGUUAAUAUCUCAUAAAAAUGGCCGAAGUGGUCUAAUAAGAUGUUAUGGAAUCACUCAGCAUCCUAGCACUCGAGAUUAUGCAUUAGUGAUUCGUUGCAUAGAAAAUGAUUUUAGAAGCUACUUAUAUAAAGAGAUACCUUUUCCAGAACAUGAUUGGAAAACGAAAUUAGAAAUAAUUGCCGAUAUUGCUUUGGUUCUUCAUCGAAUUCAUGAAUCUGAUUCAAUUCAUAGAAAUUUUCAUACUGGAAAUAUAUUAAGGCAAAUGAAUUCGAUAAUAAUCACUGAAUUAAAUAUGCUCAACAUGGGUGAUGAUUCUCCAACGAUAUCACAUUCUAGUAGUAUAGUUAUGUGGGAAAUUGCAACUCAACGACCACCUUUUGAUCUUAAUGCACAUGAUAAAUUUUUGGCUCAAAGAAUUUGUUGUGGACUUAGACCACAUAUUGAUCAAAAUAUGCCAAAAUCUUUGGCUAAAUUAAUUAAAAGAUGUUGGGAUGCAAAUAUUGAAAACCGUCCUGAAGCUGAAGAAGUUUAUAUUUGGGUGCAAUGGUGGUUGGAUCUAUGUAAUGAUUCUGCAUCAGAUAUCGCUGCUGAGUUUAACAUCGCCGAUCAAGAAGGAAAAUUAAAAGAUGGUCUAUCAUGGAUACAUCCAGAAGCUUUUUAUACAACGCGACAUUUAGAAUUCCAAAGUUUACCAGAACCUGAAAAUUAUUCUCCCGAUACUUACCACCAUAUGGUUGCGUUCUGUGCAAGAAUUCACCAUUCAGACGAUUUGGAUUGUCAUUUGGAUUCUGAAAUUACUGAUAUUUUUG
Molecule: messenger RNA, 1309 nt
Organism: Dentiscutata heterogama
Lineage: Eukaryota; Fungi; Glomeromycota; Glomeromycetes; Diversisporales; Gigasporaceae
Source: the annotation of a GenBank genome assembly